AUGGCCGCCUCUUUUGCUCUCGAAGCAGGGAAAACACCUCUCCACGCUGUGCAGCUACUAGAGUUGGGCAGCGGAAUCAUCACUAGUCUUCGAUCUCGGUUGCGGUUUGAACAACUUCGAGAUAUGCUAGACUGUCCGAUCAAAGAUCUUUAUGACAGCGGAGCCGAGGGCGAUCCUUUGGGCUCCAAGCCAAAGAGAAAUGACCGCCACCAAGCGAGCUUUGAUCUUGACGAUACCAUUGGGCAGAUUCGCCUCCUCCCUGGCUUCGAGAAGCUUCUGCGCCCUCCGCCAGUCGAGGACGUGGAGGAAAGGAUGAAGAUGUUGAUGCAAAUUCGAUCCAACUCUAAAUUGAUACAACAAGCCGAAGCGGAUAUGUCUAGUAUACUGGGGUGGCUCUGGGACGUUGCAGUGUGCCCGAUUCUGGAUGCGCUGGGCUUUUCAAAGCCUCCCAUGAAUGGUGAGUGGCCCCGAGUAUGGUGGAUUCCAGUCGGCGAAUUACGCUCACUUCCGCUGCAUGCUGCAAUCCAGAAAGGCUCGUGA
Messenger RNA from Fusarium odoratissimum NRRL 54006, 540 nucleotides. RefSeq lists its product as uncharacterized. The transcript has 4 exons. The coding region runs from base 1 to 540 and encodes 179 amino acids. NCBI's taxonomy places the organism in Eukaryota, Fungi, Ascomycota, Sordariomycetes, Hypocreales, Nectriaceae. The record is from RefSeq and is a predicted model, not a curated record.